AUGGCUCCUCGAAUCCGCCUCUCCGCCUCUCCCUUCAUCUUCCGCCGCCUCUACUCAACUCCCUCCGAGCCCCUCAUCCGCGUCACGAACCUCCCCGCAGGCGCAAACUCAAACGGCCACAUCCGCGUCCUCGAGCUCAACCGCCCACAGGCCAGAAAUGCCAUCUCCAGAGACCUGCUAGCCUCGCUACGCGCCGAGAUUGACGAUGUCCAGAGCCAAUACGGCCCCAACGGCGAGGAAAUCUCUCCCAAGCAGCGCUUCGGCGGAGCUGCUGGCAUCGACGAGCAUGGCCCCACGAGAGCUCUGGUUCUCGCCAGUGCGGUUGAUACAUGUUUCUGCGCAGGCGCUGAUCUGAAAGAGCGUCGAGGCUUCACCCCAGAAGAAACGGCCCAAUUCCUCUCCAACCUCCGCAGCACCUUCACCAGCCUCUCCAACCUCCAAAUCCCUACAAUCUCCGCAAUCUCCUCCCUCGCCCUCGGCGGCGGCCUCGAGCUCGCCCUGUCCACCCACUUCCGCGUCCUCUCCUCCAACGCAACCGUCGGCCUGCCUGAGACCCGCCUCGGCAUCAUUCCCGGCGCCGGCGGCACCUUCCGCCUCCCUGCCCUCAUCGGCCUCUCCCGCGCCCGCGAUCUCGUCCUCACGGGCCGCCGCGUCGCCGCCCCGGAGGCUUACUUCCUCGGCAUUGCCGAUCGCCUUGUCGAGGUCAUCCCCGAGGAUGAGCGCGAAGGGUCGGAUAUCCUGCAGAUUGCGCGCAAGUCUGCCCUGUCAGAGGCUGUCAGGCUGGCUCAGGAGAUUUGCGAGGGAGGACCCGUUGCUAUCCGUGCUGGGCUGCAAGCCGUUGCCUGGGCUAGGGAGGAGAAGGAGAAUGAGAUGUACCAGAGGGUUGUCAACACUGAAGAUAGAAAUGAGGCGUUGAAGGCGUUCCAAGAGAAGCGAAAGCCCGUCUUCAAGGGCCGGUAA
Messenger RNA from Trichoderma atroviride IMI 206040, 960 nucleotides. RefSeq lists its product as uncharacterized. Gene Ontology annotation, cellular component: mitochondrion. Lineage: Eukaryota; Fungi; Ascomycota; Sordariomycetes; Hypocreales; Hypocreaceae. The record is from RefSeq and is a predicted model, not a curated record. Gene Ontology annotation, biological process: fatty acid beta-oxidation.